AUGCCAAAGAUUCUUAAGAUUGCUGCGGCACAAUGCCGAACUCUCGACACAACUGGCAACAUUCUCAAACAGCUCGAGACUAAGGUUAAAGAGGCUGCCGCUGAGGGAGUUGACCUCAUUCUUUUCCCAGAAGUUUACAUGGGCGGAUAUCCCCGAUCAGCAACAUUUGGCGCCAAAAUUGGUGAGCGGACUCCAGACGGCUAUCACCAGUACUUGUCGUAUUUCCAGGGAGCCAUUGACUUGGGAGAUACUCUCGAAGGUGCAUAUGAUGAUUGGGUCACUCGCCGUCUGCCUACCAACGACAACGGAGUGCGGGGAGACGGCAUACGGGAAGAGCUGGAGAGAAUUGCACACGAGACUGGAGUUUACAUAGUCACCGGUGUGUUGGAGAGGUCUGGAGGCACUCUGUACUGCUCAGUGGUAUAUGUCGAUCCGGCCAAGGGAAUUGUUGGAAAGCGACGCAAAGUUCUUCCGACGGGAAGUGAACGACUUGUCUGGGGCCAGGGCCAGCCUCGAUCACUCAAAGCCGUGAGCACGACCAUUAAGGGAGUCAAGAUUUGCCUUGCUGCCGCCAUCUGCUGGGAGAACUACAUGCCUCUCUUACGCCAGACUCUGUAUCAGCAGAACGUCAACUUGUAUCUUGCGCCAACUGCCGAUGGAAGAGCGACAUGGCUUCCACUUAUGCAAACAAUCGGAUUUGAGGGACGGACUUUUGUUGUGAGCUCCAAUCAAGCUGUCCGCGACGAUCAGCUUCCCGAAUGGAUCAGCGAGGUGAAGCGGGAGGGCAAGUUUAUCAGCGGUGGAGGAUCGUGCAUCGUUUCUCCUUUUGGCAAGGUUCUGGCUGGGCCGAGUUGGGACAAGGAUGGCGAGCUGCUCAUCCAGGAGCUGGAUUUUGAGGAGUGUGAGAAGGGUCGGCUGGAUUUGGAUGUUGCUGGGUCUUAUUCACGCAAUGACUCGUUUCAUCUGGAGGUCAAGGGCCUUGAUUUAAUCCCACCACCUUAG
Trichoderma aggressivum f. europaeum is the source of this 1002-nucleotide messenger RNA. RefSeq lists its product as uncharacterized. The transcript has a single exon. The coding region runs from base 1 to 1002 and encodes 333 amino acids. Gene Ontology annotation, molecular function: catalytic activity. The record is from RefSeq and is a predicted model, not a curated record. Lineage: Eukaryota; Fungi; Ascomycota; Sordariomycetes; Hypocreales; Hypocreaceae.